This is a messenger RNA of Eimeria acervulina, 2115 nucleotides long. RefSeq lists its product as hypothetical. NCBI's taxonomy places the organism in Eukaryota, Apicomplexa, Conoidasida, Eucoccidiorida, Eimeriidae. The record is from RefSeq and is a predicted model, not a curated record. The coding region runs from base 1 to 2115 and encodes 704 amino acids. The transcript is spliced from 6 exons.
AUGGUCUGGGGGCCCCCCUCAGCAGCAGCUGCAAGCCACCUCGGCUCAUUGCGUCUGCAGCCUCUUCAGGGGCCCCUCUGGGCUUCUCUCUCCCCCCGCUGUUUCAUAUUCUCUACACCAGGGGGCCCCACUAAACGCCUCUCGGGGGGCCCCCCGGGCCCCCUGGGGGGCCCCUCUACGGGCCCCUCUACGGGCCCAGUGGGGCCCCUGGGGGGCCCCUCAAAGGGUCCCUUGGGCCCCCUGGGUGGCCCCUGUAGGGGCCCCUCUAAGGACCCCUCUAGGGGCCUCUCUAGGGGCCUCUCUGGGGGCCCCUCUGGGGGCCCCUUUAAGGGGUUUAUCCCCAUGAAGGGGCCCCUUGGGGGCCCCGUCUGCCUCCACUUGGGGCCUUACAGAGACAGCAUGAGAACUAAGAGGAGAGUUUUUACUACGGAUUCGAAGACGCAAGGGCAGGGGGUAUUAGAAGCACAAAAAAGAGCAGCUGCUGCUCCUUCUGCUGCUGCUGCUGCAGACAGCAAGCAGCAGCAGCUGCCGAAGCAGGCUUCGUCCUCCACUGACCCUCCUGCUGCUCGUGCAGCUGCGCCAGGGUCCUCAGCAGCAGCAGAAACAGCAGCAGCAGCAGCAGCAGGAAAGGGAGGAGGGGCCCCAACGAAAGGCAGAGCGAAGCGUCGCUUCAAAUACCUAGCAGCAGCAGCUGCUGCUGCUGCUACAGCUGUCGCUGCUGCUGCUGCACUUGAAGACACGCAGCAGCAACACAACCCAAUCACAAACAGAAUUCUUACAAGUCCAGCAGCAGCAGCAACAGCAGCAGCAGAGGCAUGGAACCAUACAAAAGCAGCAGCAAGUGCAGCAGCAGCAGAUGCAGCAGCAGCAGCAGAUGCAGCAGCAACAAUUGCAAUAGUAGCAGAUGCAGCAGCAGCAGCAGAUGCAGCAGCAGCAGGACGGAGAGCAGCAAUCGAAGCAGAGAAAGCAGCAGAAGCAGCAGAGGCAAACGCAGCAGCAGCAGCAGCAGCAGCAGCAGCAGCAGCAGCAGCAGCAGAACACGAAGAUGAAGCCGCAUCAGUGGAGGAUGUAGCAGCAGCAGCGCAUGCAACAGAAGCAGCAACAGAGGCUGCAGCAGCAUCAGCAACAGCAGCAACGGAUGCAGCAGCAGCAGCAGCAGCAGAGAAGGCUCCUCUAGAAACGAAGGGCCAGGCUCUGCGUAGGGCCCUCCACGAGUACGAAGAACGACGGCUGCACGAGCAGCAGCAGCAGCAGCAGCAGCAGCAGGGCGAGGAUGAACAGGAGCAACAGCAGCAGGAAUACGAACACGAACAGCAGAAACAGCAACAGAAGGAGCAGCAGCAGCACGAGGAGCAGCCGCAGGGGGAAGAUGGGGAAGAAGCUGCGUCAAGCACAGCAGCAGCAGCAGCAGCAGCAGCAGCAGCAGCAGCGACAGCAGCAACAGCAGCAGUAGCAGCAGAAGCAGGUGAAGCAGCUUUGUCUUCUGCAGCAAGCCCUGAGGAGUUGAAGGAGUUUGAGGGUUUGUCUGCUGAAGGCAUUCAUGAGAGAGCUGUGCAGCAGCUUUUACUUUUAAAUAAAUUAAUAAAAGAUAAAGAAGAAAAAGACAAAGACAAAGAAAAAGAAAUUGCUGCUCUCAAGCAAACACUCACUCUCAAAGCGAAGGCUGCGGUGUCUCUAGUAGAGGCACGUAGUUUAGAGUUGUUUAAUCAGCAGCAGCAAAUGAAGGAGUGGGGUGCAGAGACAGAAGAAAAAAUUCAUUUGUUAGAAGAGAAGGUUGAUGACAUGCAGCAGGCGUUUGGGGGUCUUGUUAGUCGUCUUAAUGGCGCUUUACUUUCUUCUCGUCUGGGCGCUGCGCUGUCUUCUCUAAACUCUGCGGUGUAUAGGCAGCUUCCUGUGGGGCCUUCAUUGAGAGAACUUCAAGAGGAAGAACUGCAGAAAGUUGUCGAUCGCACGGACCUUGCAGCGGCAUUGGGGUGUAUUGACAGCCUAGAAGGAGCUCCGCGGAGGGAGGUUGAGGCAGAAAUAAAAAAACUAAAAAGAAGUUUAACUGUCUACCGAGCUGUCGAUACACUCCAAGCUCGCCUAGACUGUAUGAACGCCCAGCUGGCGCUCUAA